Messenger RNA from Fomitopsis serialis, 693 nucleotides. RefSeq lists its product as uncharacterized. The coding region runs from base 1 to 504 and encodes 167 amino acids. The record is from RefSeq and is a predicted model, not a curated record. NCBI's taxonomy places the organism in Eukaryota, Fungi, Basidiomycota, Agaricomycetes, Polyporales, Fomitopsidaceae. The transcript is spliced from 3 exons.
AUGUCUCUCAACGACAAGGAUGUCACGCUCGGCGGCAACAAGGGCAUCGACCUCCACCCCGGCGUCGCCAACCCCACCAGCUCGUCGACGCACGCCGAUCCGCUCGCCGCCAACUUCGUACGGGUCACGGACCCGACGUCUGACGACGUCGGCGCAGGCGCGGGCCCCGACUUCUCCGGCGACCGGGAAGCGGCGCGCAACUUCAGUAAGACCUCCGGCGUCGUCGAGGGUCGCCCCGGCAUCAUCGAGUCCGCCAACAUCGACCCGCUGAACGAGAACUCGAACAAAGAGGACGGCUGGGCGAACGCGACAAACGCGCCGUCGUCUACUGGUGCGACCGCAGGCCCCACCGCGUCGUCAUACGCGUCGAACGCCACCACGGCAGCGGCGAGCGCAGCAUCCGUCGCGGCUGGUGCAGCGAAGCUCGCUUACGGGCACGCAGCUGGCGACGAGGCGACGAAGCAGGCAGGCAAGGAGGCUGUCUGGGGCAAGGCAAACAACUAAGUGGGGAAGUCUGACGUCGGAAGAAACAUUGUACAGUAUACCAUUGGGGACGCACCGACAAUAUUUGUAGCGCUGGAUUGUACCAUCGUGGACCAGUACCAGAGAUCAGGGUGAACCAUAAACGCCGCUUACGCAUCUAGUAUGCAUUUCCUGAAUGUGAUGAUGUUUGAAUCGGGCAGGGCGGCGCAG